GCGACAAAUUUUUGACAACACAAACUCACCACUAGCACUUCCUUUCUGAAUCGUUGUGUGGUGAAAUCAAGAUGAGUUCCCUCAAGUUACAGAAGAGGCUCGCCGCCUCGGUGAUGGGAUGUGGCAAGAAGAAGGUGUGGUUGGAUCCCAAUGAAGUCAAUGAGAUCGCUAACACCAAUUCCCGCCAAAACAUCCGGAAACUGGUCAAGGAUGGUCUGAUCAUCAAGAAACCCGUGGUGGUGCACUCCAGAUAUCGUGUGCGCAAGAACACCGAGGCCAGAAGGAAGGGACGCCAUUGUGGUACGGGUAAGAGGAAAGGUACAGCCAAUGCCCGUAUGCCGGUCAAGUACCUCUGGAUGCAGAGGAUGCGUGUGCUGAGGCGUCUGCUGAAAAAGUACAGGGAUGCCAAGAAGAUCGAUAGGCAUCUGUAUCAUGAUCUGUACAUGAAGAGCAAGGGUAAUGUCUUCAAGAACAAGCGUGUUCUUAUGGAGUACAUCCACAAGAAGAAGGCCGAGAAGCAGCGCACCAAGAUGCUCAAUGAUCAGGCCGAAGCUAGGAGACAGCGUGUCCGUGAGGCCAGGAAGCGCCGUGAGGAGCGCAUUGCCACUAAGAAGCAGGAACUCAUGGCUCUCCAUGCUAAGGAAGACGAAGCUGCUGCUGCCUUGGCCUCAUCGUCCAGGAAGUAGAAAAUCCAAGCCUGAAUAAUAAAGCUCUUUUUCCGAGUAAAAA
This is a messenger RNA of Phlebotomus papatasi, 729 nucleotides long. RefSeq names its product 60S ribosomal protein L19 (gene RpL19). Gene Ontology annotation, biological process: translation. The coding region runs from base 72 to 686 and encodes 204 amino acids. The transcript has 3 exons. Lineage: Eukaryota; Metazoa; Arthropoda; Insecta; Diptera; Psychodidae. Gene Ontology annotation, molecular function: structural constituent of ribosome; RNA binding. The record is from RefSeq and is a predicted model, not a curated record. Gene Ontology annotation, cellular component: cytosolic large ribosomal subunit; ribosome.